UCCAGCGUGUUCAAAAUUUUGUUACACCUCAUAAAAUUAAUAAUCUUUUUUAAAUUUACGCGGUCGCUCAAUCUUGAACUCUUCAGCUCUUUUCCAACUUAUCUAUAAUAAAGCAUCAUGAAAUUCUGGAAUUUUUCUACUCAAACUUUGGCUGCUCUCUUGGCUUCGGUUUCAAUCAUUAACGCUGGUGGUCCUGCCUCUGGAGAUGCAAUUGCUGAUCCAAAUUCUGCUGUUGUUAAAUUAACUACUGAUUCCUUCCAAUCUUUUAUUCAAGAAAAUCCCUUGGUUUUAGCAGAAUUCUUUGCUCCUUGGUGUGGUUAUUGUAAAUCUUUAGGUCCAGAAUUCUCUAAAGCUGCUGAUUCUCUUAAUGAAUCUCAUCCAAAUAUUAAAUUGGCUCAAGUUGAUUGUACUGAAGAAGCUGAUUUAUGUUCGGAACAAGGUAUUAGAGGUUAUCCAACUUUGAAAGUUCUCAGAGGGGAAGCCACUGAAGAUUAUGAAGGUCCAAGAGACUCAAAUGGUAUUGCUGAAUAUAUGAUUAAACAAACUUUACCUGCAGUUCAAGAUAUUGAAUCAGUUGAUCAAUUAUCAACUGUCUUGGAAGAACAAUCAAAACCUUUUGUGGUUCAAGUCUUGGGUUCUAAAGUUGAUGAAUCCGCCAACUCAACCUACUAUGAAGUUGCCUCUGAAAAGAGAAAAGACUUGAAUUUCAUUUCUUUGAAAGAUUCUCCAGUUGUUGAUGAAUUUAAUAAAAAAAUCAAUGUUAAUUUGAACAAAUUGAAAAAUAAUAAAUAUUUAUUAGUUCACCCUUCUGAUUAUAAAGAUGUUAGAGAAUUUAGUGAAAAAUCUUUUUCAAAAGAAGGUUUAACUACUUUUAUCGCUAAUGAAGUUGUUCCAUAUUUCGGUGACAUAAACAGAGAUACUUAUUUAAUGUAUAUGAGUAGUCCUGUUCCAUUAGGUUAUUACUUUUAUAACUCUGAGGAAGAAAGAGCUAAAGUUGAACCUUUAUUCAAUAAAUUAGGUAAAGAAAAUCGUGGUAAAAUUAAUUUUGUUGGUUUAGAUGCUAAUUUAUUUGGUCGUCAUGCUGAAAUUUUAAAUAUGAAUCCAGAAAUUGUUCCUUUAUUCGCUAUUCAAGAUAUACAAAAUAAUAAAAAAUAUGGUAUUGAUCAAUCUGCUAAUCCAAAUGGUCCUUCUGAUAAAACUAUUACUCAGUUCAUUAAAGAUUUCAAUAAAGGUAAAUUAUCUCCAAUUGUUAAAUCAGAAGAUUUACCAACUGAUGAAGAAAAACAAUCUCAAUCCGUUGUUAAAUUGGUUGGUCAUAACCAUGAUGCUGUCUUGAAAAACUUAGAUAAAGACGUCUUUGUUAAAUAUUAUGCUCCUUGGUGUGGUCAUUGUAAAAGAUUAGCUCCUUCUUGGGAAGAAUUAGCUUCAAUUUAUGGUUCUAAUGAAACCGAUUCUAAAGUUGUUAUCGCUAACUUAGAUCAUACUGCCAAUGAUGUUGACACUCCAGUUGAAAUUGAAGGCUAUCCUACUUUAUUAUUAUACCCAGCUAAUGGUAAAGUUGAUGCUAAAACUGGAUUAAGAGAAGCAGUUGUUUUCGAAGGCCCAAGAGAAAUUGAUUCAUUAAUUGAAUUUAUUCAAGAAAAAGGUGGAGCUAAAGUUGAUGGUAAAUCUUUAAAACAAGCUAAAGAAUCUGCCGCUGCUGAAGAAGAAGAAGUUGUUGGUGAAGAUGAAGAAAAUACUCAUGAUGAAUUAUAAGAAAUUUAGUUUUUAACUAGAUAUAUAUUACAUAAUGAAAAAUUAUAUUGAAAAUUGUAUU
Messenger RNA from Hyphopichia burtonii NRRL Y-1933, 1816 nucleotides. It is a transcript of the gene PDI1, whose product is annotated as protein disulfide isomerase. Gene Ontology annotation, cellular component: endoplasmic reticulum. Gene Ontology annotation, biological process: response to endoplasmic reticulum stress; protein folding. The record is from RefSeq and is a predicted model, not a curated record. Bases 118 to 1755 code for a protein of 545 amino acids. Gene Ontology annotation, molecular function: protein disulfide isomerase activity. The transcript has a single exon. NCBI's taxonomy places the organism in Eukaryota, Fungi, Ascomycota, Pichiomycetes, Serinales, Debaryomycetaceae.